This is a messenger RNA of Ochlerotatus camptorhynchus, 4773 nucleotides long. RefSeq lists its product as uncharacterized. Gene Ontology annotation, molecular function: zinc ion binding; nucleic acid binding. The transcript has 3 exons. NCBI's taxonomy places the organism in Eukaryota, Metazoa, Arthropoda, Insecta, Diptera, Culicidae. The coding region runs from base 1 to 4773 and encodes 1590 amino acids. Gene Ontology annotation, biological process: DNA integration. The record is from RefSeq and is a predicted model, not a curated record.
AUGCCCGACGAAAAGCGCAUGAAAAUAAAGGAAGCCAAACGACGGAACGCCAUCGAUGGCUUCAAGCGCAUGGACUUGUUCCUCGCCAACUACAUUCCUGAACAACAUCAGCACGAAGUUGCACUUCGCUUGGAACGUGUGGAGAAAAUAUGGGAAGUGUUCGAGACCAUACAGGACGAGUACGAAGAAAUGGAUGACGAGGAAGAAUUCGUAAAGAAGAACCUGGAGUUGCGUGCCCAAGUGGAGCAGCUGUAUUUCCGUGUGAAAGCUGGGCUUGCUACGAAGUUGCCACCUUCUCCCGUUCCUGUUGUUUCUGGACCUUCCACUGCACCACCCGUUACGCCUACUCUCGCCAACGUGAAGUUACCAACCAUAUCGCUCCCCGAGUUCGAUGGUGAUUUUAAUACCUGGUUGACUUUCCACGAUACUUUCUUGUCGAUGAUUCACUCGUCGACAGAAAUUUCCCAGGUACAGAAAUUUCACUACCUCCGGGCUGCUUUGAAGGGUGAAGCAGCCAAUUUGAUACAGUCGGUAACAAUAACGGCCAACAACUACGCCGUAGCAUGGCAGACGUUGGUCAACCGAUACUCCAACAAGGCCAUCCUCCGUAAGAAACAUAUUCGGGCCCUACUCAAGCAUCCCAAGAUUCCGAGCAACAACGUUGAUGCCCUUCACAAGAUCGUGGAUGAGUUCCAACGCCACACUAAGGUUCUGGAACAGCUUGGUGAACCAGUGGAUCAGUUUAGCUCUAUUCUCAUCGAAUUGCUUGAGGAUAAACUGGAUGAUGCGUCGCUCACUCCUGGCAACCAGUUCCCCGCAUCGAAGAAACCAAAUCAGUCUCGCUUAAGCACCAUCGCGGCGGCUGAGAUCCCGUCAAAGAUCUUCCCGAUCUGCCCAGCCUGCGACAAGCAGAAACACUCGCUUUUCGACUGUUCCGUAUUCAACGGACUAGAUACGAAAGGCCGCCUGAAGGUGGUCACGGACAAGAAGCUCUGCAGCAAUUGCUUCCGUAGCGAUCAUUUUGCCCGAAACUGCCGCUCCAAAUUCAGCUGCAAGCACUGCGGUAAGCGGCAUCACUCUAUGAUACACCCAGGUCCGUUCGAGAUGAAUAAGUCUACUUCCGAAGAUAGUGCCACGAUCAGUUCCGAAAAUUUUCCGCCUGGCACUUCCAGUGUUUCAACUGCUGUAGUAGCAACACCCGCUCCAGAGGUCAUAUCAACGGUGAAAUCCUCUAACACAAAUGUUCUCCUCACGACCGUGGUACUGAUCAUUGCUGACGUCUACGGUCAAGAGCACAUCGCCCGUGCCCUGUUGGAUACAGGUUCGCAGCCCAACGCAAUCAGCGAGCGGUUGUGUCAGCAACUUCAUCUCCCCCGAAAGGUUGUCAAUGUGCCCAUUGCUGGAGUGGACAGCAUCGUCACGAACGCGAAGUACGAAGUUCGAGCCGAAAUCCGUUCGCGAGUAGCUGACUUCAGUGAAUCACUGGAUUUUCUUGUCCUGCGGAAGGUGACCCGUGAUACGCCAGCCGUUUCGUUCUCCACUGUUCAGUGGAAUCUUCCCGAAAAGUUUCCACUAGCUGAUCCCGACUUCCACACUUCUCGAAGGGUGGAUAUGAUCAUUGGCGCAGCUCAUUUUUAUUCAUUUCUGCGGGAUGGGCGCUUCCGCCUGCCUGGCCAUGGUCCAUUACUUGUUGAGACAGUAUUUGGUUGGGUAGUGGCCGGAAAAUUUGAAGACAUCGGUGGGUCACAAUCGCAGCCUUCAGUUACAUGCCAUACGGUGACCGUCGCUUCCAUAAGCGAACAAUUAGAACGUUUUUGGCGAGUGGAAGAGCUCCAUGGGUCGAAUUACUCCAUCGAAGAACAGACGUGCGAGGAUUAUUACCGAAGGACCGUUUCCCGUAACACUACUGGACGAUACAUCGUGAGAAUGCCAAGACACACUGACCACGAGCAGAUGAUUGGAGCAUUGAAGCCGGCUGCACUGCGCAGAUUCAAGCUGUUGGAACGAAGGCUGUUAAAGGACGAUGACCUGAAGACCCAAUACCAUGACUUCAUCAAUGAAUACAUAUCCCUUGGCCACAUGGCUCCUGUUCCUGUGGACAAGGAAGACGAUCCGAAGGCUUGCUACCUCCCCCACCAUCCCGUCCUUAAAUAUUCGAGCUCCACCACAAAGGUGAGAGUUGUUUUUGAUGGAUCUGCUAAGACGAGCUCUGGACAUUCGCUAAAUGAUUCCUUGCUCGUCGGCCCCGUCGUGCAGGACGAGCUAUUGAGUCUCGUUCUCCGUUUCCGGAAAUUCUUGAUCGCUUUGGUGGCUGACAUCGAGAAAAUGUACCGCCAAAUACUGAUGCAUGUACACGAUCGUCUCCUGCAAAGAAUUCUGUGGCGCUUCAACAGUUCACAACUGAUUCAGGAGUAUGAACUAUGCACUGUCACUUACGGCCUCGCUCCGUCCUCGUUCCUGGCUACACGAACACUCUUGAAGCUCGUCGAAGAUGAAGGUAUCCCGUUCCCGAAAGCAAGCACGGCCAUCAAGAAGAACACCUAUGUGGACGAUAUCCUCGCCGGAGCCGAUAGCAUCGAAGAGGCUAUUCUGCUUCGUGAAGAACUAAUUGAACUAUUGCAGAAAGGUGGUUUCCGUCCCCGAAAAUGGUGUUCCAAUUCGCUUCCCGUUUUAUCUGGACUCCCUCCUGAUGUUCUUGGGACUCAUUCGUCGCUGAGAUUCGAUCCUGGAGAAAUAAUCAAGACCCUUGGAAUACGCUGGGAUCUCGAGGCAGAUGUUUUCCGUUUUGAUGUUUCCAUCGCCGUGAAAAACCAAACGCCCACAAAGCGUAACAUUCUAUCAGCUAUCGCACAGUUAUACGAUCCGCUUGGGAUCAUCGCACCCGUCGUAGUUCAGGCGAAAAUUAUCAUGCAGCAACUGUGGCUUUCGGCAUUGGAUUGGGACGAAGAAGUAUCACCCGACUUGCAAAUUAUCCAGUGGCUGAAAGCCCCCCCACGAACGUGGAAGACGUUUGUGGCGAAUCGUGUCGCCGAAAUCCAAACCCUCUCUCAUGGAUCGCAAUGGCAGCAUAUUUCCGGGAACGAAAACCCUGCUGAUAUGAUCUCGCGAGGAGUCUCGGCCGAAGACUUGAUCACCAGUGAGCGAUGGAAAUAUGGACCCAGGUGGCUGGGUGAAGAAAAAUCAAAGUGGCCUGUUCAUGCCUGCCUGGACAACAAGUUCACCGACGAAGAAUUGGAGCUGAAGAAGAAUUUGAUCUUGACUACCCAAGUGCUCACAUCAAACCCGCUAUUCGAAACAUUUUCAUCGUUCCAGACCCUGCUUGGCACAGUUGGAUAUUGCCUUCGUUUCUGCCACAAUGCUCGCAACAAAAAGCAGCGACAUUCCAGUAGGAUUCUUUCCGUUGCCGAAUUGCAAAACGCCAAAUUAGUUCUCGUGCGGAUAGUUCAGGCUGGAUCGUUCCCCGAAGACCUGCAGCGUUUGAAGAAAGGACAGAUGGUCACGAACAAAUCUUCUCUUCGCCUGCUGAGCCCGUUCAUCGACGCUGAUGGCUUGAUCCGUGUGGGUGGCCGGUUGCGGCUGUCCGAUGCACCGUAUAACGUAAAACACCAGAUUGUCAUCCCCGGUUUCCACCCCUUUACACAUCUUCUUUUGAAGCACCAUCACCGCAAGUUUGUCCAUGGUGGAAUUGAGAUGACCCUGUCCGUCGUCCGUGAUGAAUUCUGGCCGCUGAAUGGCCGGAAAGCAGUUCGAAGUGUCAUACGAAAGUGCUACGAGUGCAGCAGAGCAAAUCCGCAACCCAUCCAGCAACCGAUUGGUCAACUUCCGAUCGCCCGUGUUACCGCCAACGAAGCCUUCGCCUGCACCGGCGUUGAUUAUUGUGGUCCCAUUUUCCUCAAGCCAACACAUCGCAAAGCAGCUGCCCGCAAAUCCUACAUUUGCAUUUUCGUUUGUAUGAGCACAAAGGCGGUCCACCUGGAGCUCGUGAGUGACCUGAGUACAGCCGCAUUCCUGAUGGCACUUGAUCGGUUCGUUUGGAGGAGGAAUAAGCCCCAGCACUUGUAUUCAGACAACGGCACAAACUUCAUCGGGGCGAAAAAUGAAUUGCACGCCCUGUACACUAUGCUCCAACCCGGUUCCGAAAACAACAAGAUCGUCAAACGCCUUGCCGAAGACAGCAUCCAGUGGCACUUGAUCCCUCCUCGUGCUCCUAACUUCGGUGGCCUCUGGGAGGCGGCAGUGAAGGUUGCCAAAACUCACCUCGUUCGUCAACUCGGCUCUUCUUUGCUGUCCUUCGAAGAGAUGUCCACGGUGCUGAUUAAAAUCGAAGGGUGCAUGAACUCUCGUCCGCUGUUGCCGCUUUCGAGCGACCCGAAUGAUUUUGCCGCCCUCACCCCAGCGCAUUUCUUGGUGAGAAAUAUGAUCCGCCCUCUUCCUGAAGCAGACAUCCGAAAUGUUCCGUUCAACCGGCUUAGCCAGUACCAAAAGCUUCAGAAGCACUCGCAAGUUUUUUGGCACCGUUGGCGAAAUGAAUAUUUGAAGGAGUUGAACCUACAGUACCGGACCAACCCGAAGCGUUACCAGCUCAGCAUCGGUGACGUCGUCAUCGUGAAAGAUGAUUCUCUUCCUCCUGCCCGCUGGCCACUGGCCCGCAUCCUUGAGCUUCAUCCCGGAGCUGACGGAGUUACCCGAGUGGUUAGCCUUCGUACCUCAACUGGAAUUCUGAAGAGGGCAGUCUGCAAAAUUUGCCCUUUGGAGUGUGCCUUAGAAGAAUAA